Messenger RNA from Musa acuminata AAA Group (dessert banana), 1768 nucleotides. RefSeq lists its product as uncharacterized. NCBI's taxonomy places the organism in Eukaryota, Viridiplantae, Streptophyta, Magnoliopsida, Zingiberales, Musaceae. Gene Ontology annotation, molecular function: ditrans,polycis-polyprenyl diphosphate synthase [(2E,6E)-farnesyl diphosphate specific] activity. The transcript has 8 exons. Gene Ontology annotation, cellular component: dehydrodolichyl diphosphate synthase complex; endoplasmic reticulum membrane. The record is from RefSeq and is a predicted model, not a curated record. The coding region runs from base 396 to 1394 and encodes 332 amino acids.
AGAAAACAAUCAGGAAUCCACCUUCCGUUCCUCGUUCAGCUUCUCCCAACAAGUCCACGAGGUGAGCGAGUUGUUGGUAGUACGCGCAGCCUCCCUCCCCUCCGACACCACAUCGAGCGGCCAGUCUUCCUUUUCCUGCGGGCAACAUAACCAAGGAGAUUGGUUCGACCCUCUCUUUUAUCUUCUUCUCCUCCAAUUCUUCCCGGAUCGGAUCGCGUUUCCGGGUAGGAGGUCCGACCGUCAACGUUCCGGCGCCCUUCUCUCCAUGCUUCCUCUGUCAGGUCGUAGCGGGUCAGAUCGUCACUGACAUCCUACUCACUCGCUGAAGCCUGAAGGAUCACUUCUCCGCGAGUCGCGCGGAGUCCACAAAAGAGGCGGCGACAGAGGGCGAGAAAAUGAUUAAUUGUUGUUGUUGUUGUUGUUGCUGCUGCUGCUUUAUCUUGUGGCGUUGGCCUCCAGAAUCUUUCUUCUUGGUGGUUGUAAGGCUCUUUUGGUGGAAAAGAAGGGAACUUGUAAGAGCUGAUUUUGUUGUUGGCGUUGUAUGUUAUUUGCAGGCGAUGGCUGAUGAUGUCACACGGGUCCUCAAACCUCCUUCACUGGAGAAUCUGAUCUGUGUUUCUUUGCUUCUCUUUCGCUCUUGGCAGAAAUUGAACGCAUCCAUUAUUUUGAAGUUAAUACUGGUCUUUUGCUGGUAUUUAAUGCAUCUGCUGGUCUGUCUCGUGCAUAUAAUGGCCUCUCUGAAAAAAUGGCUGCUUUCCUACAUCAUUUCAUUUGGACUGCUAAGCAAGUAUCAAAAUCUUCAGUUGGACAUGCUUAACUGUCUAGCUGUUGUGGUUGAUAGUGAAGAAGCCACAGAUACAAGAAAGAUCAAGCAUCUUUUGUGCUGGUUAUUAACUAUGGAUAUCAAAUAUAUCACUCUUUAUGACAUGCAAGGUUUGCUGAAGAAGACUCUCGGAAAUGAUUUAAUGAGCUUGACAAAAACAAGUGCGAGAUCAUGCUCUGUUGAUGACGUAAAGACGAUGGCUUCAGUUUUUCAGAUGGAAAAGAUGACAGUAGAGAUACUUUCUUUAUCUGAUGGUAAAGAAGGAAUUGCUAAAGCAGCUAGCUUCCUGUGUUCAAAGUAUAUGAAAGAUGAUUCUGUAAGCUGCAACAAGUCAGAACCAGCCUUCACAGAAUCUGAUGUAGCAAAUGCUCUAAAUGCAGUAGGUUAUUGCGGACCUGAACCUCAGCUUCUUCUCAUAUAUGGACCAGCUAGAUGUCAUUUAGGAUUUCCUCCAUGGAGAUUAACCUACACAGAGAUCGUGCAUAUGGGUUCACUGAGAUUCAUGAAAUAUGGUGCUAUUCUGCGGGAAAUAUACCAGUUUUCAAAGAAGCACCAAAACUACGGCACGUAAUCAUUCUGUUUGCAUUUCUCAGGUUGCUGGUUCAGGACACAUCUGUGUUACCCAAUGCACUUGUGCACCAAAUAACUGCUUGGGAGAGACCUAUUUUGCUUCUACUGUUUUUUCUUGUGCGAAUUAAUAAUGCCCUUAAGUUGGUCCUCACCUGUAAAGAAAGGUGGAAUAAGCAUAUGCUUCAGUUUCUUUGCUCUCUUGCCCAUUAAUAAUGCCCUUGUGUAAAGAAAGCGCAUUAUUAUGGUUGUGUUCUUAUGGUGGAAUAAGCAUAUGCUUCAGGCGAAUUAAUAAUGCCCUUGUGUGUUCUUAUGGUUGUGUUGUAAUAAUGGCAAGCGCCACAGAGAAAUAAUAAAUUAUAUAUGAGUUCCCAAGAA